ACGGAAACAUCAUAGGCCUGUCCCGCUGAUCCACACGCGAGAAACGUAUCUAGGAGACAUACAUACAUUUGAUUUGUUACAACGUGUCUGGUAUUUGACUGUUUGCUAGAAUGGAAAUGUUCAUCCAAAAUAUCAAUUUAUGAGAAAUCGACGUAAAUGGUCACUUUUCCUUUAAAUGUUCUCUGUUGUUCUGCAUAAUAUCCAGGAAGUGGGAGAGCGUUCUUCCCCAGCUGAUCCAGACGGAAGUCUCCUACUCAGAGGCUUUAACAUUCAGCGGUGACCAGACAAGGGGACAGUGUUAUUGGUAAAUAUCGUCUGGAAUUAAUCCCGUGGAUUAUCCGUGGGUGGUUUUAGUGGAGACACGGCCCGGUAUCCCCACCGCCUCUGUCUUUCUCCCGGUCGGUCGGGUGGAUCUGCCGUGGUAGGACUGUCAUGAGCCCGGGCUGGGAAUGGCAUCCUCUCCCAGUGUUUGUAAGAAGGUCGGGCCGGUGGAGGAGGAGAACGGAGAACCGGAUCAUUCUCUACAAGAGAUGUUGAAGGCGAUAGCCGACGAACGGAACCGUCUUACUGUCAGACAAGAAACGAGUGGACUUGGGUGUUUUAAGGACGACCGCAUCGUGUUCUGGACAUGGAUGUUCUCCACGUACUUCAUGGAGAAGCUGUCGCCGCGGGAACAGGACGACAUGUUGUUUUACGUCCGCAGGAAGCUGUCAUACGUCAGCCCCGACCAAUCAGAGGGCAAGAAGGUAGAUGUGGAGGUGUACAGGAGAGACUCUAAGAAGCUUCCAGGUUUAGGAGAACCUGACAUCGACUGGGAGGAGAGUGUUUACCUGAACCUGAUCUUAAUGAAGCUGGACUAUGUGGUGACGUGCGCCGUCUGCACGCGCUCAGACGCAGGAGACAUCCACAUUCACAGGAAGAAGUCUCAGCAAGUGUAUGCGUCGCCAAGUAAACACGCCAUGGACAGUAAAGGGGAGGAGUCUAAGAUGAGCUACCCCAACAUCUUCUUCAUGAUUGACAACUUUGAGGAGGUGUUCUGUGACAUGACGGUAGGCGAGGGGGAGAUGGUGUGUGUGGAGUUGGUAGCCAGUGAUAAGAGCAACACGUUCCAAGGAGUCGUCUUCCAAGGUUCCAUCCGCUACGAAGCUCUGAAGAAGGUUUACGACAACAGGGUGAGUGUGGCAGCGAAGAUGGCCCAGCGCAUGUCGUUCGGCUUCUAUAAGUACAACAACAUGGAGUUUGUCAGGAUGAAGGGGCCCCAGGGCAAAGGUCACGCUGAGAUGGCGGUCAGCCGGGUCCCGACCGGAGACACGUCCCCCUGCGGCACAGAGGAGGACCUGGACUCACCCCUACACGAGAGGGUGACGUCGUUCAGCACCCCUCCCACCCCGGAGAGGAACCGCCCCUCGUUCUUCUCCCCUUCUCUCCGUCGGAAGGUCCCCAGGAACCGUAUCACUGAGAUGAAGAAGAGUCACUCAGCCAACGAUAGUGAAGAGUUCUUCAGGGAAGAGGAUGACGAGGACCUGUGUAACCAGUCCAACCUGCGGUCUCGCUCCCUGUCGGGUACAGGUCGGUCCCUGGUGGGAUCUUGGCUCAAACUGAACCGUACGGAGGAGUACUUCCUGCUUUACUCCCACCUGACCUACGUCACCCUGCCGCUGCACCGCAUCACCUCAGAUAUCCUGGAGGUGAGACAGAAGCCCAUCCUGAUGACAUAGCAGAUCUCCAGUCCUCCUAACUGCCCCAGAGCCUCCCUACGAAGUGCCUUCCUGCAUCAGGCCCUGACUGACGCCACUACAAUCCAGUGGUGAGAUGGAAAACUACAGCAACAUUACCACCAUCUAGUGGUGACAUGGAGGAAUUACAGCAACAUUACCACCAUCUGGUGGUGAGAUGGCGGAAUUACAGCAACACUCCCAUCUGGUGGCGAUAUGGAGGAAUUACAGCAACACUACCACCAUCUGGUGGUGAGAUGGAGGAAUUACAGCAACACUACCACCAUCUGGUGGUGAGAUGGAGGAAUUACAGCAACACUACCAACAUCUGGUGGUGAGAUGGAGGAAUUACAGCAACACUACCACCAUCUGGUGGUGAGAUGGAGGAAUUACAGCAACACUACCACCAUCUGGUGGCGAGACGGAGAACUACAACCAAACCUGGAGUCGAUGGCAAGAGGUGACUAAAAAAACAACUUUGGAACAAUGAAAACCAGCCAAUCAAAAAAGUGCCUCUUCCCUCUGUCAUGUUCCUGCUCGAUGAGGAUUCGCCGGUGGGUGUGAGGCGGUCGCCAGGGAAACGGGCAUAGCAACCCACCUGUCAGGAUCACAAUGGUCGUGAAGUGCAGUGCCAUUGGCUGAACUCUGACCUGGAACUAAAAUGAUUUAGAAUGUCUCUGGACGAAUCUAAAAUGGAACUCUAUUCCCAAUUUAGUGCACUAAUGUUGGCUUUAGCCCUAUGUGGACUCUGAUCUAAAGUAGUGCUCUAUAAAAGGGAAUAGGGUGCCAUUUUGGACAACGGCUCCUGUUUUCUUGUAAAUAUCCUGCUGCUUAACUAUUCACUGAUAAGCCUUUAGGAAAGGUUACGCUUCUCCUGACGGAAACAUAAAGCUUCUGUCUGUUUUGUCGUUGCGUGUUUGUGUUUGUCUGCGAGGCGGGGAAGGUUAAAAGGAUUGUGUGUGUGUCUACAACGUUGUCUAAGUCCCAGGGCUUUGUGGAUGUGCUGCCUUCAGUCUAUCAGCACACCACUGGCACAUAAAGGAUGUUACUCUGAGACCAGAAUGGCACCGUAUUGACCAGGGAGUAGGUUUCCAUCAGGCUCACAGUCUGGAGAUCCUUCAACUCUUCAGUUUAACGUGACGAACUUUCAACAGGGAACUGAAAUUAUCAUCUACAUAAAAAACAAUGACUUGGAAAUUCACACACGUGUGAGGAGGAUUUUCCUCAGCACUGGAACAAGAUGGCUGAAUAUAGAAACACAGGGCCUGCUGAUACUCAGCUUUAGUAGCCGUAGAUACUAAACCCUGUUCCUGUCUGGUCUCGUCCCCAGGCUGCUGUUACGUGGAGCCUGGUAACUGUCUGGAACUAAGGGGGUGUGGCUUUACUGAGUGGUAUGCUAAUCAAUUCAAAUUCUGGAGCGAAUCACACGACUCUGAGAAGGGGGAGGGAGCCUGGGAUAGUUGUAUUUAUGGAAGCCCAUUCCUGCCAAAAUACAAUUAAAUGUCGACACUGCCUCAACA
Oncorhynchus kisutch (coho salmon) is the source of this 3235-nucleotide messenger RNA. RefSeq lists its product as uncharacterized. Lineage: Eukaryota; Metazoa; Chordata; Actinopteri; Salmoniformes; Salmonidae. The record is from RefSeq and is a predicted model, not a curated record. Bases 450 to 1718 code for a protein of 422 amino acids. The transcript has 10 exons.